Messenger RNA from Uranotaenia lowii, 2336 nucleotides. RefSeq names its product eukaryotic translation initiation factor 5A (gene eEF5). Bases 429 to 911 code for a protein of 160 amino acids. Gene Ontology annotation, molecular function: translation elongation factor activity; RNA binding; ribosome binding. The transcript has 4 exons. The record is from RefSeq and is a predicted model, not a curated record. Gene Ontology annotation, biological process: positive regulation of translational termination; positive regulation of translational elongation. Lineage: Eukaryota; Metazoa; Arthropoda; Insecta; Diptera; Culicidae.
AAUCAACUCAAUGUUUGCCUCUCGCUUGCGCGCGACCCAUCCAGUUGUCAGCUAGUGUUGGUGCUGGCGUUUCCGCAAAGUAAACCCGAACGCCAUAGUUGCGAUCUUCUUUUGUCCGUGACCAUUUUGAUCUCCACAUCGUAGGAAAGAUCUUUAAGAUCGUCACUCCGUCGACAACCGCAUUUAUACAGCAGGUACUGUUUGUAUAAAUCGUGCAUUUUCCCUGACACAACAAGGCAACAAGUUCGUAGGGGAAAAUCCACCGAGGCGCCACCAGGGAGACCCAACAGAGAAACGAGCAAAAAGGCCGUCGUCACCCAACAGCAAAGCCUAGCUAGAGCAGCAGCCAGAGCCAGCAUUUUGUUAUUAUUAUUUUCCGUUCGGUUGAUCCAGGAAAAACAGUAAGCGACUCCCUCUCUCUAUCUACAAUGGCCGAUAUGGAAGAUUCCCACUUCGAGACCGGAGAUUCCGGUGCCUCCGCCACCUUCCCGAUGCAGUGCUCGGCGCUGCGUAAAAAUGGUCACGUCAUGCUGAAGGGACGCCCGUGCAAGAUCGUCGAAAUGUCCACUUCCAAGACCGGCAAGCACGGCCACGCCAAGGUGCACAUGGUCGGUAUCGAUAUCUUCACCGGCAAGAAGUACGAAGAUAUUUGCCCAUCCACUCACAACAUGGACGUACCGAAUGUAAAGCGUGAAGACUACCAACUGACCGACAUUGACGAUGGCUUCUUAGUGCUCAUGAGUGACGGCGGUGAUCUGCGUGAGGAUCUUAAGAUUCCAGAUGGAGAUUUGGGAAAUCAGCUGCGAUCAGAACACGAAGCUGGCAAGGAGUUAGUUUGUACCGUUCUCAAAUCUUGCGGCGAGGAAACUGUGAUUGCCAUCAAAACCAACACUAACGCUGACAAAAACUAAUAAUACCUCGCCCGUUGCUUAUUAAUAACAUCCCCUGCGAAUCACAACAACAACAACAAAAAACAAACCCCUCCUUUUCACACAGCAGCACAGAAAAGAUAUGAAAAUAAAGAAAAGUUCAGUCAAAUGUUCUGAAAAUAAAAAAUCAACCUAUAUUAUUCUGCUACUUAUCUUAAAAACAAAUUCCAAAAACAAGCAAACAAAACUACUAAAACAAAUCAAAAGCAAAGAUAUAAGUUGAAGCAAAACUCUGAUGAGCAUCUCCCGACUUCUUUUUUUCUGUACUCGCUCGUUUUUGAUCCACAAGAUUGAAAAUAUAACAACAAGUCAAAACACAAAUCCACAUCUAAGCGCAGUUACAUCUAUUAGUAUAAAAACAGCUAUUAUAACAAAGUAUAAAAUGAAGCAACAAGAUUGAGAUAAUACUUUCCGGUUAAAGUAAUCAAUUUGGCAAACAACAAACGUUCAUAACAAAGAAUAACUAAAAUCACUCCAACACAAAAAAAAACACUCAAUAAAUGUAGGAUUGUUAAAAAUAAUCAGAAAAAAUUACACUUUGUUUGAAAAACAAAUUUAAAUAUGAAAAGCAACAGGGGCUUUCGCACGAGUUGAUGGCAAAGAGGAGAGAAGCGUUAACAGUUACAAUCGUGAGAUUGAAGGAAACAGAGAGAGAGCGGAAUAGAACCAGCAUUCCUGCCGCCGGGGAAGAUGUGAGCAUGAUGCAAAAGCUGAGAUGAAAUCAACCAACAACAGCAGAAACAAUCGGUGGUGUUUGAAUGAAUGUUGCGACACGCGGGAACAUUCCCAUCUCCCACACGUCACACAUACACUCACACACACGCAAAUAAAAAAAACACACUACAUAAAUAGUGUAGACAGGAAAGUUCCCUCUUUUUUGUACAACUAAUUCAUGCUACAACACAAACAAACAAAAAAAAACCAACAGUUAAAGGAAAAGGCAAGAAAAAUCGAAAACACACAUUAAUUAUUAUAAUAAAUUUGAAGGAGAAGAAAAACCAAUAUAAUAUAAUAAAAAUAUUAUAAUAAUUUAAUGAAAAAAAAAAAAAUAGUUCCGGAAGAAUUAAUGUUUGAAAAGAGAAAGUCACCCCUUACACACACAAGGUUAUUUAAAUUGUAGGUUUUUUUUCGUUCGGUAGCGCAAGCACCUUUAAAUUAAUAAAAACGAAGCAAAUGUUCAAUCAUUUAAUGGUAACAAAGGAAGAAUGCAGCAUGUUAAGCAAAUAUUAGUUAAUGCGUUUGAAAAGAUGAGUUGAAGGCUAACUUACUAAAAAUGAUGAAAAGCAUACAAAGGUAAUCUGAAACCAAGAAGGAAGAAACAACAAUCGUAAAAACACACAGUAAAGCAGGCAAGAUUUGACAGCAAGCUAUGUUGAAUAAAAAUAUUUAAUUUUCUAACAAACAAAA